AUGUUAAUAAUUCAUCCCUCCCCAGGGAUCAUCUGUCAACAGACUCUCCUAACCUCCACUGGUUCUGUGGCAGGAGCUGCGGGUGAGACCAGCUGGCGUCAGAGUCCCACUACCUGCCUCAGGGGACAGCACAAAUGUAACUGGUGUGCCAGAGAGGAGGAGGAUCUUCCAGAAGAAAUAAAACCAGAGAUUAUUCGGGACUUAGAUCGGAACCAGGAAACGUACAGGGUUCAUUUCUCUAGGGCAGGCUGGUUUUGUUGCCCUGAAACUGAACUGGAGUUCGAGGUGAGGGCAGCAGUGACCAUCCAAUAUGGAUACGGCUCCUGGAGGCAGCAUCUGACUGAAUCGCAGAAGAAUCAAUGGAUGGUGGCUGGCCCUUUGUUUGACAUCAGAGUGGAACCGACUGAGGCUGUGGCAGCCGUUCACCUCCCGCACUUCCUGUGUCUCAGAGAUGCCGACAAUUCCCGGAUGCAGAUUGCCCAUUUCAUCGAUGAGAGGAUGACCCUGGAGAACCCAAAGCAGGUGAGGUCGUUCCAUGCCGUGCUGGAGAACCCCAGCUUCUCUCUGUUUGGAGCGUUUUGGAGGAGGGAUACUUCUGAUAAGCCAACUCCAGUCCAUUCCAUUGUACUUCUCUACCAGGCACGAAAGACAGUAAAUCUAGCCCUUCACCUCUACCUGAUACCCGAUAAUGGCUCACGGGUCAAAGUAAUCUAUCGUGUGAGCCUUAUGGGAACACACACUUACCCUGUUACAGUCUAACUCUCUCGGGGAUAACAGGGCUGUUGUGAAGCACAGAACACACACAAGGCGCUUUGCCCAGAGACUAACUCAUUAUUGCUCUUUCACUUAAUCAUACAAAGCACAAGAGAGCACAGAUCUUAUAGAAAACAAUAAACAUCUUAGUUGCAAUGCCCUUCACUAUCUCACCCUCCUCUUGGGAGACCGUCUGGGCUCAGGAAAACAGACAGGUCUUGCAGCUGCUCCAUGCUGCGUGGCU
Molecule: messenger RNA, 997 nt
Organism: Chelonoidis abingdonii (Abingdon island giant tortoise)
Lineage: Eukaryota; Metazoa; Chordata; Testudines; Testudinidae
Source: RefSeq, a predicted model, not a curated record